This is a messenger RNA of Knipowitschia caucasica, 1299 nucleotides long. NCBI's taxonomy places the organism in Eukaryota, Metazoa, Chordata, Actinopteri, Gobiiformes, Gobiidae. The record is from the annotation of a GenBank genome assembly.
AUGUUGGAUAACUGGUCCAGGACAAACCGGUCCCUGCUGUCCCUGUCCCUGACCUCCAUGGCCCUGACGCUGUCGGUGUUGGCCUUCUGUACCUCGUACUGGUGCGUUGGGACUCACAAGGUGGUGAAGCCGGUGUGUCUGUCUCCUGUCAAGAUGAAGAACUGUGGCCAGAACAACAGCCAGCCCUACACCACAGAGGCCCCAACUCCAGACCCCAGAAUGAAGGCGUCAAACGUGACCCUGUCGCCGGAGCAGAAGGAGGAGUUAGCGCGGCUAAGGAAGAGGCAGCUAGCUAACGCGGUACAGUAUAUCUGGGAGACCGGCGAAGACAAGUACAUGCUCCGGUACUUCCACACCGGCUUCUGGCUGUCCUGCGAGAAACACCAGACGGGGAGCGACACAGAGGAGAAAUGUAGGAGCUUCAUCGAGCUGACUCCAGGAGAGACACAAGGUGUGUUGUGGCUCUCGGUCUACAGUGAGUUCACGUACAUCGGGCUGCUGGCCAUGGGUUUCCUGCUCAUGUGCAUCGAGUGCAUCUGUCUCUGCACCAAACGAGAGAUGAACGCUUUGAAGAUCAACGCCUACGCCGCCAUGUGCACCGUGCUCUCCGGGAUGAUGGGCAUGGUGGCUCACAUGAUGUACACCACAGUCUUCCAGAUGACCGUCAGCAUUGGCCCCAAAGACUGGAGACCUCAGUCCUGGGACUAUGGAUGGUCCUUUGCAAUGGCGUGGCUGUCGUUCAGCUGCUGCAUGGCCGCUGCUGUAGCGACUCUGAACUCUUACACAAAGACCCUCAUCGAGAUGAAGCACCGCGCUCGUGUGCGGCUGGAGGAGGCGCGCACCGCGGCCUGCGCUCCGUCCUACGAGGAGGUGAUCCGAGGAGGAGGCCUCUUCUCCAUCAGUCAGCUCAUUCAGCUGGCCCAGCAGGGCCUCAUGAUGGACCCCCAUUGGGCCCAGGGAAUGAGCCCCACUGUGGGGCCCCUGGCCUGUGGAGCAGGGGGCGCUCUGCUGGUAGGAGGAGGGGGCCUGGGGGUGGGAAUGGGGGCCGGCCAGAUGGGGGCCGUGGGGGCCAGUGUGGCUGCUGCUCUAGGGGCUGGUCUGGGCUCAAGUGUAGGCUCAAGUCUGGGCUCAGGUCUGGGUCUGGGUGCAGAGACACUGGGAGCGCCUAGGGGCCGGCUGGGGGACCCUCACGGGGUGGUGAUGCUGGAGGGCUGUGGCUCUGAAGGCUGUGAGGACUGUGAGCGAGAGAUGGACGAGAUGGACUUCAGUCUGCAGGAGGAGACCGGCUCCAUCUGCUGA